Molecule: messenger RNA, 1062 nt
Organism: Symbiodinium necroappetens
Lineage: Eukaryota; Dinophyceae; Suessiales; Symbiodiniaceae
Source: the annotation of a GenBank genome assembly
AUGUCGUCCUUGGUCUACGCUCUCGUGGGCAAAGCGGGGCAUGGUAAGAGCUCAACAGCCAACUCGCUGUCGGCGUCAGAGCAUUUUCUGGCCGACGACAGCCUUGAGUCAGUCACAAGCAGUGUCAGCUCUUUUGAGUACACCACCGUGACUGGACAGACGCUUGUAUGUUUGGACCUGCCUGGAGCCGUUGACCCAAAGGAGCUGGCAGCCAAAACACCCUCGGGCCUGGAUGCCCUGGCGUGCGUCAUCCGCAAGGGCCGCCUGACAGACGAGGCCUUGGCCUCGAUAUCCCAGCUGGAAGUAUUGUUCGGUCAGCACUUUUGGGCCCAUGCUGUUAUUGUCUUUACGCACUGCACUUGCGACUUGGACAGGCUGAAGUCUGAUCUGACCAAGCUUGGCGAGGACCAUGUCCUGAACAAGGUGAUUAAAAGGUCAAACAACCGAGUCGCCAAGAUUGACAACAUGACCCGGAAUGCCGAGCAGUUGACAGCAGAUGUAGAUUACAUCCAUCAGCUUCUCGCUCAAGUUUCCACGGACACUCGGAAGAAGUAUGAAAUUGUAGCGUUCACGCGAGCUCGAGAGGCCACGCUAGAGGCUCAGAUCGAGACUGCCUUCAGACAGAACGACGCGGACCUCCAAGCUCUGAAGAACCGUUGCCUUCAGGGGCUUGUAUCUCACGAGGAUUUUGAGAAAAAGGCCCAAGAGCUCAAAGAAUGUCAUGAGCUACUGAGGCAGCUUCGUCGUGACAUUGAGUUGGAGCAGGCGCAGAGGUCCUUCGAAGGAUGGGAAAGAGUAAAGCAGUUUGCCUGCUAUACUGGCAUAGCUACAGUUGGCAUUGGUGUUGCAGCGGCAGCAGCACCAAAACUUGCACCCACUGCCCUUUGCUGUGUUGCAGGCUACGCGUUCGUAAAACAUGCAGAGGCCUCCACCGCAAAAGCAAGGGCAGAUCAUUGUAGGCAUGAUGCACUGCGCUUUCGAGAAGAGCGCUUAAGAGUCGAGCGGUCCCAGCAGUGCAAGGAGAGUGGAAGCGACAGUAGUUGGACCCUGCUGGAUGCGUAG